Molecule: messenger RNA, 1251 nt
Organism: Acanthochromis polyacanthus (spiny chromis)
Lineage: Eukaryota; Metazoa; Chordata; Actinopteri; Pomacentridae
Gene: c8h15orf61
Product: chromosome 8 C15orf61 homolog
Exons: 2
Coding region: 393-863 (156 amino acids)
Source: RefSeq, a predicted model, not a curated record
CAACUUAGCGGAGCUGCGUUUCCGACCGGACGACUAAAGCUGCAGAACCAGGUCAGAGCAAGAAACACGCAAGUAGAUGAAUUCUGCUCUUUCUAGAGGUUUAAGCUGGUAAAAUCAAACUGUAUGUGGAUUCAGCAUGUGUAUCUGAGGUGUAGAGGAAUAUUUCGAGUAGAUUUUUUAUUUGUAAGCUCGAAAACCGGACUUUAGCUUGUUUGCUAACCUUAGCCGAGCUACAGGAGCAGAACUCAUGCCUUUACUGAACCGUCCUCAUCAUGUAUCAUCAACGAGCUGAAAAGGGUAGUACAUCUAUGGCUUACAGAGGCCCGUGUGAGUAAUUUGCAGAUGUUAAAAUACGAAUCGAAGGGUGACUCGUUCUGCUUUUUGUAGAAGUCAUGAAGGACUUUUUGAGGAGGAUACAUAGCAUCUUCCUAAAGGUCGCUCUGUUUCCGAGCACAUUUGGCAGAAAAGGUCCGCGUCCAGCUGCCUCUGAGGUCUUAACCUGCCACCUGCAGCAGCGCAAACUUCCUCCGUGGACCUCUUACUGUGUCCGCUACAGCUCCGUCCACAAUGACCAGUUUGGACUGUCCAACUUUAACUGGAGCGUUCAGGGAUCCAACUACCACAUACUGAGGACAGGCUGCUUCCCCUUUAUAAAGUAUCACUGUACCAAAGCCCCCCCGCAGAACCUGGAGUUUGAAGACAGGUUUUUCACCACGUUGAAAGUUAUUAAUCUGGGUAUCCCUUGUUUGGCCUAUGGCAUUGGGUGCUGGAUGGUGGUGGGAGCUGCAGAAAUAGUGCAAACGAGUGUCGGACCCGUCACAGUCUAUUUUGCGUACAAAGAAGAUGAAGGUGCACAGUACUGAACCAAAAAGUACCACUUUUAACAUUCUCUUUUCUUUAAGAGAAUGUUGUCUGCCAAGCUGCUGUAUUUUAUGUUUCCCCGGUGAUCUUCUGGAGAUAUUGAUGACCCGAGUCACCGGUUCCCUUGUCUGACCGCACGGGUUUAUUUGUGUUUAAUUAUUAAAGAUUUAAAGUUGCACUGGAGGAGUCAGUUAUGCAUGUCAUUACACUGACAUACAAUACUCAGUGUUUAUUCGGACAGCUAACUUUCAAUUAACGUUUAAUGGAAAGUUUAGGAUUUCUCCAAGAAUAGACUGCUGAAGUCAGUGAAUUUAAGUCAGUUUUUACACUCGGUUUAUUGUAAAAGUUUAUUUUUGCAAGAAACAUUAAAAAAUGACUGGUAAGAAAUUA